AUGACUACCGGUCAAUUUGCAUUUUGUGUUUAUUGCUAUCCUAAAUUACGUUACAUAUUGGCAUUCACAAAUGUUAUCAGAUACAUUGGAGUGGGUGAAUCAGAGGAUGUUCAGCUUUUCUACUACUUUGUCAAGUCAGAGAGGAACCCAGAGAAAGACCCUCUCUUGCUUUGGCUUAAUGGCGGCCCUGGUUGCUCUGGCUGGUCUGGCCUUGUCUAUGAAAUAGGUCCUCUAAUAUAUAAUCAAAAGAUAGAGCAGUACAAUGGAACCAUAAUGCCGACUUUAGUCGUAAAUCCUCACGCUUGGACAAAGAUCUCUAGCGUGAUUUUCAUUGAUUCACCAGUUGGUUCUGGAUUUUCAUAUGGGAGAACUCCUUUAGCCUCUCAAUCCGGAGAUUUCAAGCAAGUCAAUCACAUGGUUCAAUUCUUGAGGAAGUGGUUAAUUAAUCAUCCAGAUUUCAUCUCAAAUCCAUUCUAUAUCAGUGGAGAUUCGUACUCUGGGAUUCCUAUCCCUAUUCUUGCUCACCAAAUCUCAAACGAAAAUGAAGCCGGGGUCACGCCACUAAUAAAUCUUCAGGGAUACGCUAUUGGGAACCCAGUAACAGAUGUGAAGUCUGAUGACAAUUUCGAAAUCCCAUUUGCUCAUGCAAUGGCACUUAUUUCUGAUGAACUUUACAAGUCCUUGAAGAAAAAUUGUAGAGGAAAGUAUAAGAAUCUAGAUCCAAGAAAUACAAAAUGUUUGAACAAUAUGCAAGCUUAUGAGAAGUGCGUUUCAGGGCUUCAUUUACUGCAUAUUCUGCAACCGCUCUGUACACAUGAGUCGCAAAUCUUAGAAGAAAUAAUUUCCGGAAGAAGAUCUCUGAAUGAGAAGAGCUUUGUGCCAGAUUGUCUUGAAGAUGAGCAUUGGUUUUCUCUCUAUUGGGCCAAUCAUCAUUCUGUCCGCAGAGCUCUUGGCGUUCGAGAGGGAACUAAAAGGAAAUGGCAGAGAUGCGAUUUCAACCUACCUUAUCACAAAGAUGUUGACAACACUGUUCCAUAUCAUUUCAACCUUAGUUCCAAAGGCUAUCGCUCUUUAAUAUACAGUGGAGAUCAUGACAUGAGAGUACCAUUCUUAGCGACUCAAGCAUGGAUAAGAUCUUUAAAUUUCCCCAUUGUCGAUGAUUGGAGGCCAUGGAUUGUCGAUGGUCAAGUGGGCGGAUACACCCGAACUUAUUCCAACCGAAUGACAUUUGCGACUGUCAAGGGUGCAGGGCACACAACUCCCCAGUACAUGCCUAGAGAAAGUUUUGUCAUGUUUAAAAGGUGGAUCGAUCAUGAACUACAGCUUGCAGUUGCCGUAGAUUCUGAUACCAUUCAGUUUCUUCCUGGAUUCUGGGGACCUCUCCCUUUUCAUCUCGAAACCGGGUAUGUUGGAGUGGACGAAUCGGAGGAUGUUCAGCUUUUCUACUACUUUGUCAAGUCAGAAAGGAACCCAGAGAAAGACGCUCUCUUGCUUUGGCUUAAUGGUGGCCCUGGUUGCUCUGGCUGGUCUGGUCUUGUUUAUGAAAUAGGUCCUCUAAUACAUAAUCAAAAGAUAGAGCAGUACAAUGGAACUAUGAUGCCGACUUUGGUCUUAAAUCCACACUCUUGGACAAAGGUCUCUAGCAUAAUAUUUAUUGAUUCACCAGUUGGAACUGGGUUUUCUUAUGGGAGAACUCCUUUGGCUUCUCAAUCCGGAGAUUUCAAGCAAGUGCAUCACAUGGUACAAUUUUUGAGGAAGUGGUUGAUUAAUCAUCCGGAUUACACGGCGAAUCCAAUCUAUAUCAGUGGGGAUUCGUACUCUGGGAUUACUAUUCCUAUCCUUGCUCACCAAAUCUCAAACGAAAAUGAAGCCGGGGUCACACCACUAAUAAAUCUUCAGGGAUACGCUGUUGGGAACCCAGUAACAAAUCUCAAGUCUAUCCAUAAGUUUGAAAUCCAAUUUGCUCAUGCCAUGGCACUUAUUUCUGAUGAACUCUACAAGUCCCUAAAGAAAAAUUGUAGAGGAAGGUACAACAAUAUAGAUCCAAGCAAUACAAAAUGUUUGAACGAUAUGCGAGCUUAUGAGAAGUGCGUUUCAGGACUUCAUUUAUUCCACAUUCUGGCACUGCUCUGCUCACAUGAGUCACAAAUCUUGGAAGAAAUAAUUUCCGGAAGAAGAUCUCUUAAUGAGAAGAAUUCUGCGCCACAGUGUCGUGAAGAUGAGCAUUGGUUUUCUCUCUAUUGGGCCAAUCAUCACUCUGUUCGCAGAGCUCUUGGCGUACGAGAGGGAACAAAAGGGAAAUGGCAGCGAUGCGAUUUCGACGUACCUUAUCACAAAGAUGUUGACAACACUGUUCCAUAUCAUUUCAACCUUAGUUCCAAAGGCUAUCGCUCUUUAAUAUACAGUGGAGACCAUGACUUGACGAUACCAUUCACUGAGACUCAAGCAUGGAUAAGAUCUUUAAAUUUUCCCAUUGUUGAUGAUUGGAGGCCAUGGAUUGUGGAUGCCCAAGUCGGAGGAUACACCAGGACUUAUUCGAAUGGGAUGACAUUUGCGACUGUCAAGGGUGGAGGGCACACAGCUCCUCAGUACAAGCCUAGAGAAAGUUUUGUUAUGUUUAAAAGGUGGAUCGAUCAUGAGCGACUGUAA
Messenger RNA from Morus notabilis, 2649 nucleotides. RefSeq names its product serine carboxypeptidase-like 19. NCBI's taxonomy places the organism in Eukaryota, Viridiplantae, Streptophyta, Magnoliopsida, Rosales, Moraceae. Gene Ontology annotation, biological process: secondary metabolic process; proteolysis. The coding region runs from base 1 to 2649 and encodes 882 amino acids. Gene Ontology annotation, molecular function: acyltransferase activity, transferring groups other than amino-acyl groups; serine-type carboxypeptidase activity. The transcript has 28 exons. The record is from RefSeq and is a predicted model, not a curated record.